This is a messenger RNA of Rasamsonia emersonii CBS 393.64, 496 nucleotides long. RefSeq lists its product as uncharacterized. The transcript has a single exon. The annotation marks the transcript as partial. The record is from RefSeq and is a predicted model, not a curated record. Lineage: Eukaryota; Fungi; Ascomycota; Eurotiomycetes; Eurotiales; Trichocomaceae. Gene Ontology annotation, molecular function: DNA binding.
UCACCGGAUUCAGGGGCUGCGGAGGGGUCCGAGCCAAUCACGUGGCAGUCCUGUUCAUUGAUGCUUAGUCAUAAGCGCCGUGGAAUACAAAUAACUAACGUAAUCAACCACCGAGCGACGAAUACCACCGAGCGACGAAUUUUCCUCCACCCUACCACUUCCUUUUUUCAACGCGUCAUUUUAUCACCACCACUAUCAAAAAUGCCUUUAUCUCAAGAAAACCGAAUUCAAAUGGCUAUUGCAGCUUAUAAAAAUCAAAAAGUCAAAUCAAUACUGAAGGCUGCAGAGAUUUUUGGGGUGCCUGAGGCUACCCUUCGCGCUCGCCUUAAAGGAAGACAACCACGCGCAGAAACACGUGCUAAUGGCCAUAGAUUAAAGGCUAUUGAAGAGGAAACACUUAUUCAGCGAUUACUAGAGGCAGAUAAACGAGGUUUUCCAAUUCGGCCAGAGUUUCUGCGUUCAAUGGCACAAAUAUUACUCCGUGAGCGUCUACAGG